GCAGGCUGCAUUACCGGAAACAACCCCGUGUUUUCCGGUUCCUCACAGUGUGUGGUGAUCCUUCCGAGCCUCACCGUCUGUUGUCAUGAACCGAGCACCGGACAGACCUCCGCCGAGCCCCGGAGCCCCGCGGCCGGCUGCAUGCUUCCCCUCCCCGGCCUCCAGCUGGAGCGGAGCCCCGUACGGAGCACCUCCCCGCCCGCAAUACUCCCCCUUUUCUCCGGGAUACACUGACUCUCCGGGGUCUUACCGGGGAAACAGAGACUCUCCGGGGUCUUACCGGGGAAACAGAGACUCUCCGGGGUCUUACCGGGGAAACAGAGACUCUCCGGGGUCUUACCGGGGAAACAGAGACUCUCCGGGGUCUUACCGGGGGUUCGGGUCCCGGAGCAGAGGAGGCGGGUUCCGGCGGCCUCAGGGCUUCAGUCCCGCUCAAAACCACCAGGGAGACUCAGUGGAGAGGUACUUCAGCCCCUCCAUGCUGCAGGACCCCUGGGCCACUCUGCUCACAGACAGGAAACUACAGACAAACAACAACUGACAGCAACAACAUAAACAACAACAGACAACCACUGUUUCCUUAAAGUUUUUAAACAGCGAUAUCUGGGGUUUUAUUUUGAAAGAAACAGGAAGCGCUGGUCAGCUGGUGAUGUUUGAUGACGUGUUUCCAUAGCAACGCUCACACUUUAACCCCUGCUGUGAAUCCCCUCUAACAGUGUCAUCAGGGUUUAAUGAUGUCGUCAGUGUGAUGACAUCAUCAGUGUGAUGACAUCAUCAGUGUUAUGAUGUCAUCAGUGUGAUGUCAUCAGUGUUAUUGUUUGUUGGUUAUCAGAGGACUGUGAUUUUAUGUAUGAAAGAUGUUAUUUUCAUGAUGUAGAUUAAAAACUGUCAAUAAAGUUUGCACCACGUUUCCUUUAGUGGUUAAUAUCCUGAAA
This is a messenger RNA of Trematomus bernacchii (emerald rockcod), 935 nucleotides long. It is a transcript of the gene mplkip, whose product is annotated as M-phase specific PLK1 interacting protein. The coding region runs from base 86 to 541 and encodes 151 amino acids. The record is from RefSeq and is a predicted model, not a curated record. NCBI's taxonomy places the organism in Eukaryota, Metazoa, Chordata, Actinopteri, Perciformes, Nototheniidae. The transcript is spliced from 2 exons.